AUGGCUCGAAGAAAGACUUAUCUAUACGCUAGUAUUUUUCUUACAAAUGUCAAUAUUUUGAAGGUUUUGAGCGGUGGCAACUAUGAUGUUGAUGUCCUCCUGGAGUCACCUACAGGAGAUGUACUCUAUCGUGGAUUAAGAAGGCAGUACGACACUUACUAUUGGACUGCUGAUCUAACGGGGGAACACAAACUUUGUUUCAGCAAUGAGUUUUCUACAUUAACUCAUAAAGUUGUAUAUUUUGAUUUCAUUGUGGGAGAAGAUGAGAAACCUCUCCCUCACCUUGAUCAUCAUUUAGAACAAGUAACUGAAUUGACGGAAAAGGUCAAUAGAGGAAUGAGAGCCAUGAUGACUCAGGGAAUUGAGAUUUCGUCUUCCAAUGAGAUGAAACGGGUUCGAAUCCCUGGAUACGAUAAGAAAAUAUGGCUUGCAAUGCUGACUGGCUGNACUUACUAUUGGACUGCUGAUCUAACGGGGGAACACAAACUCUGUUUCAGCAAUGAGUUUUCUACAUUAACUCAUAAAGUUGUAUAUUUUGAUUUCAUUGUGGGAGAAGAUGAGAAACCUCUCCCUCACAUUGAUCAUCAUUUGGAACAAGUAACUGAAUUGACGGAAAAGUUGGGAAACUCGUCAAUCAACGUACACGAAUCUCUUAAUGCCAUUAUAGCCUACCAAACGCACCAUCGCCUCAUGGAGACACUGAGUAGAAAGCGGGUAGGAGAUCUGAAUGCGUGUGUCAGCUAUUGGUCCAUGAUGGAAACCAUCAUUAUUCUUUUUAUUGGCAUCGGGCAAAUUAUUGUUCUCAGAAACUUUUUCAAUGAGAAAACAUGAUUAUCGUUAAUAAUACUAUUUGAAAAAAAGUAUUUUAAAUGUAGAAAAAUGUCACCAACUUUAAUAUGUGAGAAAA
Molecule: messenger RNA, 907 nt
Organism: Parasteatoda tepidariorum (common house spider)
Lineage: Eukaryota; Metazoa; Arthropoda; Arachnida; Araneae; Theridiidae
Source: RefSeq, a predicted model, not a curated record